CCCCGGAGAAAAGCGAAAAUCAGCAUCAGUGUCAUUCAAGGGUUGGAAGAGAAAGUACUGGCAUUUUAGCAGCGAAUAUUCUUGAGUGGUCCUCCGUUUCUCUUCCUUCUGAGGAUGAGGAUCAACACGCCCACAGGGCAGGUGGCAGUGGGCGUGGGGGUCGGUGUGGGCGCCCUGGUGGCCUGGUGGGCGUGGCGUCGGGCAGCGGCCAAUCAGCUCCCGACGAAAUGGGAAGAAGUGGGCGUGGUUUCGAAGCUAAAUGUUUACCCCCUGAAGUCAGGUCGGCCAGUCUCCGUCUCCGAGGCAGACGCGACGGAACAAGGGCUGUCUGCGGACGGCGCUCUUGACAGGUCAUUCCUGGUCAUGAAGAAGGACGGGCCGCUGCUGACAGGUCGCCAGGUUCCCAAGCUGACCCGAGUCACCAUCAGCUUCGAAGGUCAUAAGGUGACUUUCGAGAGCCCGGACAACCCAGCUGGGCCGAUCGAGGUUGACCUUGAGCUGGUGGCCAAGGAGGCGAAGGUGGUUGAGCUUGUCGUCUUCGGGGCCAACGCCAAAGGACUCGACUGCGGCGACGAGGUGGCUGCGUGGAUGAGCCAAGCUGUCUCGGCAGGAGAGACCCCAGUUCGACUCCUGUACAACGGCGAGGACCCCCUGACCCAGCGCUGCGCCAGGCGGGCUCCUUACUACGACUUCAAACAUAUCCGGGACUCCGAUAAGGUGACUUACGCCGACACGUGCGCAUACAUGCUGGCCUCAGAAUCUUCACUUGCCGACCUGAACGCCCGCUUGGCCGAACCUGUCACGAUCGACUGGUUCCGUGCCAACGUUGUGGUCCAGGGCUCGGCGGCAUAUGACGAGGACGACUGGGCCUUCGUCAGGUUCGGAGGGGAAGGCGAAGAAAGCGUGGUGCUGAGGAGGUUGAAGCCUUGUGAUCGGUGCAUAUUCACGACUGUAGAUCCUUACAAAGGUUGCAAGACAGCUGAUCAGGAACCUAUGGCAACUCUGAGGAAGUACCGGCUCUUGGACGGCCCAGAACAGCUCGCCAAAGCGUGGUCCAUCAAGCCAGUGUUCGGCUCCCACAUGGGCAUCGACGUGUGCGGGAAGGUCAAGGUCGGGGACAAGGUUUGGGUGGCCAGAGCCUCGUCCAACCCCAAGUGGCACUUCUAAGGAACCGCAGAGGUGGCGCUCUCGAGGUGGCACUCUUGGGGACGUAAUGGGGUGAACCACUGCGACUGGAGGAACAGCAAGUGUAGCUGUAUAUUUAGGUUCUCUGUAACUCGACGGAUAGAUGGCUGAGUGGCUGCUUUUUAUUUUCAUUUUUGUUUAUUUAUUUAUUUGUUAUUGAUUUUGUUAGAGAGAGAGAGAGAGAGAGAGAGAGGGCGUGGAAGGGGUAGCUUUGAGUGCGUAGUACUGGUGGUCUUGGAGAGAACUUGAAAAUAUAGUUUCACUUGGCUAAAUAGCUAGUUUUCUGCCUUUGAUCCAUUUGUAGAGGGAAGGUGGAUGGGAAACAUUGAAACUCUGAUAAAAGUGUAGAUUUAGAUAUAUUUUACUGUGUAAUUUUCCACAAAGGCAUCACAAGCAAUCUUUUGACCUGCAACGGAAAAUUGAAUAAAUACAAAUGUUGCAACAUCCUUCCCAGAGAACAUUAGGCGCCAUGAAGGGAACUGGGAUUGAGAACAUCACCCAAACAAAAAUAAACAAAAAGAAAACAAAAAAUUUUCCCCUCAUAAUAUAACCACAACCGAUGGCUGGCUGUACCUCAAUCCCUUUCGAUAAGAAACUCGGCGCUAUCUGUGAUUAAUUUUUCCCUCUUUUUUCUUAUAGCUGUUAACAUUUUUUUUUGUUCUUUCGUGUUUUAUUUGGAGAUGGAUGCCUUCUAUAGUGUCUGUUGUUGCUGUAAAGCUGUAAUGUCAUUGUUACCUUUCAAUAAAGAGAAAAACAGGC
Molecule: messenger RNA, 1944 nt
Organism: Penaeus indicus
Lineage: Eukaryota; Metazoa; Arthropoda; Malacostraca; Decapoda; Penaeidae
Product: mitochondrial amidoxime-reducing component 1-like
Exons: 8
Coding region: 115-1167 (350 amino acids)
Molecular function (GO): pyridoxal phosphate binding; molybdenum ion binding; catalytic activity
Source: RefSeq, a predicted model, not a curated record